This is a messenger RNA of Lodderomyces margitis, 1662 nucleotides long. RefSeq names its product phosphoenolpyruvate carboxykinase (gene PCK1). The record is from RefSeq and is a predicted model, not a curated record. Gene Ontology annotation, cellular component: cytosol. The transcript has a single exon. Bases 1 to 1662 code for a protein of 553 amino acids. Gene Ontology annotation, biological process: gluconeogenesis. Lineage: Eukaryota; Fungi; Ascomycota; Pichiomycetes; Serinales; Debaryomycetaceae. Gene Ontology annotation, molecular function: ATP binding; phosphoenolpyruvate carboxykinase (ATP) activity.
AUGUCACCACCAGCUGCCGUUGAAUCCACAAUCAACUUCGAAGGUCACCCUUCAAUCAAAAGCACACAAGACCCAUUGGUCAAAAAAUUGAACUUGACCACUGAUACCAUCGUCAGACACAAUGCUGCACCACCAACCUUGUACGAGGAUGGUUUGUUGGAAAAGGGAACCACCAUUUCAUCCACUGGUGCCCUUAUGGCUUACUCCGGUAGAAAGACCGGUAGAUCACCAAGUGAUAAGAGAAUUGUUGACGAAGAGACUUCUUCUAACCACAUUUGGUGGGGUCCUGUCAACAAGCAAGUUGACGAAUUGACUUGGAAGAUUUCCAGAUCAAGAGCUUUGGACUACUUGAGAACCAGAGAAAAGUUGUUUGUUGUUGACGCUUACGCCGGUUGGGAUCCAAGAUACAGAAUCAAAGUUAGAAUUAUCUGUGCCAGAGCUUACCACGCUUUGUUUAUGACCAAUAUGUUGAUUAGACCAACCGAAGAAGAAUUGAAAAACUUUGGUGAGCCAGAUUUCACCAUCUACAAUGCCGGUCAAUUCCCAGCCAAUGUUCACACUAAAGGUAUGACCUCAUCCACCUCAGUUGAAAUCAACUUUAAGGAUAUGGAAAUGGUUAUCUUGGGUACUGAAUACGCUGGUGAAAUGAAGAAAGGUAUCUUUACCGUUAUGUUCUACUUGAUGCCAAUCAGACACAAGGUUUUGACCUUGCACUCAUCCGCUAACCAAGGUGUUGACAAAGGAGAUGUUACUUUAUUCUUUGGUUUGUCGGGUACUGGUAAGACCACUUUGUCUGCUGAUCCAAACAGAAAGUUGAUUGGUGAUGAUGAGCAUUGUUGGUCAGACAAUGGUGUCUUUAAUAUUGAAGGUGGUUGUUACGCCAAGUGUUUGGACUUGUCUCAAGAAAAGGAACCAGAAAUUUUCAACUCCAUCAAGUUUGGUGCUAUUUUGGAAAACGUAGUUUACGACCCAAUCACCAAGGUUGUUGACUACUCUGAUUCAUCAAUCACAGAAAACACCAGAUGUGCUUACCCAAUUGACUUUAUUCCAUCCGCUAAGAUUCCAUGUUUGGCUGACACUCACCCAUCAAACAUUAUCUUGUUAACAUGUGAUGCUUCCGGUGUAUUGCCACCAGUAUCUAAAUUGACCAAUGCUCAAGUUAUGUACCACUUUAUUUCAGGUUACACUUCCAAGAUGGCUGGUACUGAGGAAGGUGUCACUGAACCACAAGCUACAUUCUCUGCAUGUUUCGGUCAACCAUUCUUGGUCUUGCACCCAAUGAAAUACGCUCAACAAUUGUCUGACAAGAUCUCCGAACACAAGGCCAAUGCCUGGUUAUUGAACACCGGUUGGGUUGGUGCUUCAGUUGCUCAAGGUGGUAAGAGAUGUUCAUUGAAAUACACCAGAGCCAUCUUGGAUGCUAUCCACUCUGGUGAAUUGUCAAAGGUUGAAUAUGAACAAUUCCCAGUCUUUAACUUGAACGUUCCAAAGAGCUGUCCUGGUGUUCCAAGUGAAAUCUUGAACCCAACCAAAGCUUGGACUGGUGGAAAAGACGCUUUCGAAAAGGAAAUUCAAUCUCUUGGUAAGAAAUUCAACGACAACUUCGUUAAAUAUAGCGACCAAGCAACUUCGGAGGUUAAGCAAGCUGGUCCAACUGUAUAA